Prunus mume (Japanese apricot) is the source of this 372-nucleotide messenger RNA. NCBI's taxonomy places the organism in Eukaryota, Viridiplantae, Streptophyta, Magnoliopsida, Rosales, Rosaceae. The record is from RefSeq and is a predicted model, not a curated record.
AUGAAGGAAUUAUUUUUCAUGUUUCAUGUGCUCCUCCUUGUGUGGUCUAUAUCAUCGUAUAAGAGUAGUGGCCUCAUGCCCAAGAUUAGAGAUAAUAUGAUGAAUGAGAGUAAAAUUAAUUGUAGGCCGGGAGAGAGCAAUGGCGCUGGAGUUGGGAGUGGAAAUAGACUUCAAUAUGACAGUAAGUGUAACGCUGCUGGUACUGAAAAUGAUUGCUGUGGCUGUGGAGAUGGGAAUGGUGGGGGAGGCUUGGGAGGUGGUAGUAGUAGUAAUUUUGGAGGUGGACGUGGUGGUGGACGUGGUGUAGGGGGCGGAGGAGGUGGCGGCGGCGGUGGAGGGGAUGCAGGGGGAUCUGGCGGAGGAAGAGAAUGA